Molecule: messenger RNA, 409 nt
Organism: Drosophila miranda
Lineage: Eukaryota; Metazoa; Arthropoda; Insecta; Diptera; Drosophilidae
Exons: 2
Coding region: 81-320 (79 amino acids)
Source: RefSeq, a predicted model, not a curated record
UAAAUUCCGAUGCCGGGUAGCAGCAGAUAUCAGUCUACUGCCUGAGAACCAACCACCAACAACAACCAGCAACCAGCAACAUGUUCAAAUUCUUCGCUCUGUGCCUCUUCGCCGUCAUGGCCUGCGUGGCUGCCAAGCCCGCGGUGGUUGCCCCACUGGCGUACAGCGCCUACUCCUCCCCCCUGGUGGCCGCCUCCCCCUACUCGUCUGCCUACACCGCCGCCUACACAGCCCCCGCCUACGCCGCCUACUCCGCCUACUCCGCGUAUCCCUAUGCGUCCGCCUACUCCGCAUACCCCUAUGCCGCCUACUACCGCUAAUCAGGGACGGGCCAUUGAAAAAGGAUAAUCUGGACACUGGACACCCUCCCCUCCCCCAACAAUAUGGAUACUCCUAUAUGCACCUGCAA